AAAAGUGAUUCGUUUAAUUUAUAGUUCAAGGAACUAGAACUUUUGCUACGAAAUUUGCAACACAGUUUUUUUGAAAUCAGUUAUCAAAGCAAAUAAGAACAAAUUUUUACUGCAAUCCGAAAAAUUGUUGAGUAAGAAUUAAGGAUUUGGAUUUGUGCAGAACGCAACUGGAUCAAAGAUACCUUAAAGAUAUCUGUAAUUAUCUAUAAUUGAUUGAAGAUUUGAUUUUACAAUUUCGAAAUGUCUUAUAUGCCUGAUAAACAUAGCGGAGCUGCUAUGAAUAAUAAAUAUGCCAACCUUGUUAGGGACAAGAAGUUUGCGACAACUUCUGCAAAUAUUGUUACCAGAAGUUCAGUCAGACGUUUUAAUAAUUCCGCUAUUGAGAGUCGUAAUCUAAAUGCUGAUGUUGCCGCAGGAAACAAUAUAGGUCCGCCUGCUGCUGCAAGAAAUUUUGGCGUAUCAUAUGGUGCUAAACAUGUAGCAACUAUGUUUCCAAAACCAACCGCUGGUAAUACCGCAACAGCAGCUAUAAUUUCUUCAACUCCCAAGCCAGUAGCAAAUACAUUACAAUCCCGUUUAACACGUAAACCACCAACAGCUGAAAGAGGUGAUUCGAAAUAUAAUAACACGUUCUCUUCAAAUGUAACUCUACCAGUUAAGGCCACUACCAAUUUUGCUAAGAACUAUACUAUUGAUAUUCCAAUAGCAAAGAAACCGUGCACUGUUUAUGCCAAAACCUUUUCCAUUGACAAAAGGGAUGGUCCAAAAACAACUGCAAAUUUCUCUAAAAGCUAUUCUCACAAUGCGCCGGAACCACCUAGAGUUACUGCUACAUAUACCAGGAUUUAUUAUAAUGAUAAACGAGAAUCAGAUAAACCAGUUGCAGCAGUUUAUACGAAUCUUGAGAAAUUGGAAAGAAGCAAAGCCAGUACACUCGGUUCAAAUACGUACAACCACUCGAAUGUCACGUCCGCUAAAACUGUUUCAACUGAUAAAUCAGAAUCAACUGAAGCUAAUACUACUUCUCGUUCGAAAGUUAGUAACAGUGAUAAGCGACGAAAAAAGACUACCUCACACAGAACUUAUAAUAAUGCUAAACAGGAACUUCCGAACCGUGAAAAAGUCGACUCAAUGACUCACAGUACUACCUUCACUAAAACGUAUGCCAGUGUUAAAGAGGAACCUACUAAAAUUAAAAAUAAUAGUUUAAGAACGGAUACUAUUGAUAGAUCGAAGUCACUUCAGGCUCGCAACCAAUCAGCGACACCACGUAAACUUAACAUAUCUGAAAAGACUACGAUAUCAUCAUCGAGUAAAAAAACCCCAAUAAAGGCGCAAAAAACAUUCGUUAAUACUCGUAAGUCUGGAGGCGGUGUUAUUCCCAAAAAAGCUCCUAUUCAUCAACCUAAAACUUUACCAGUUAUUGUACCUAACAUUAAAAAGGAUAAAAUAGAGAAAUUGGGUGUUGAUUACAAAGGCUUUUCUGUUGAUGCUACCGACUCAGACUCAACGUUGACUAUUGUAGCAAACAAAAAUGCUGAAGAAGCACCUCCGCCAAGUACUAAAGCACCAAUGGUAAAAAGUCAAGCCCUUUAUCGGCCCUCUGCUUUUGCUGAAAAGCGUUUACUUCAAAAAAUGAAAACGUUUCAUAAUUAUGGGCGUGACGGUAACACGUCAGCUCGUAAACCAGCAGCAAAAGAAAAGUCUAAAGUUGAUGAACCCAGCGCUACGCUCAAGGCAAAACCUCUAAAGAAAACACGGGAUGAAAUUAAAGUUGAUAAAUUUAAGAACGAAAAGGAGAAGCAUAAGAGAUCAACUAAAGCCGAUAAAGAACCACCAGUUCAAACUCUUCUAUGCGGCACAAAGCCAGCUCCUCGCAUUGUUCCUCCUGAGGAAGGUAUGACCACUUGUCAAUUUUGCAAUCGUAAUUUUAUUGACGAUCGCAUUGAACGACAUCAGAACAUUUGUCGAAAACUGGCAGUUCGAAAGGUACAAGUUUACGAUAGUGCAAAAAUGCGCUUAAAGGCAGUUAAGGAGGCAAAUAAUUGUGAGGCUGUCGUUUCAACAACAGAUAUCAAAAAGCCCAAUUACAACUGGCGUCGUAAACAUAAUGACUUUAUUAGUUGUAUUCGUCAGGCUAAGGCUGUUUCGGUACAGUUGGCACAAGGAAAAUCUUUAAGCGAAAUACCACAGCCGCCACCAUCCGAGAAUCCGGAUUAUAUACAAUGUCCCCACUGCUUAAGGCGAUUCAGUGAACCCGCUGCAAUUCGUCAUAUACCCAAGUGUGAGCAUAUGACUCAUAAUAAGAAACCUAGGGUACGGAACCUUCGUAAAUAGAAUUUUUUAUUCUAUUUGGAUUUACUUUUGAAAAUUUAUUGUUUAAAAAUCCUUAUAGAUAU
Messenger RNA from Teleopsis dalmanni, 2399 nucleotides. RefSeq lists its product as uncharacterized. Lineage: Eukaryota; Metazoa; Arthropoda; Insecta; Diptera; Diopsidae. Bases 241 to 2337 code for a protein of 698 amino acids. The transcript is spliced from 12 exons. The record is from RefSeq and is a predicted model, not a curated record.